CCCGUAGAUUCCCCUGAAGGAAAACUUCGACCCAAGUUUUCGCCAGUCCUCAUCCCCACCGCCAGCGGUACCCUAAGCUCCCGGUGGCCCCCAACUUUCAGGCAUUCCCUGAGGCUCCACCCCUUCGGAACCCCUCGGACCGCGCCUCUCCUAAAAUUGUCCUUUCUCCUAAACUCUCUUUUACUCCUGGACUGGCCCCCAGACCCGCGAGGCCUCUCCCCAACUCCCCGACAUGGAACAGUCUUACGGUGGCCGGGUGCUGGCCGCGAUGGUCCUGCUGGGCAUCCCCGCGGCGGUGCUGGCGGCCCUGGGCGCGCAGUUGCUGUUCCAGCUGCAGGCGGGUCGCGCCGAGCUGCGGGGCUCACGCUCCGACGCGUGGGGCCCGGAGCUGGGCGCCGGCCCCGGGCUCCCGGAGGACGCGGCUGGGGCGCUGCUGCCGUUGGCAGCCGCGCUGGCCGCGCUCGCGCUGGUGCUGGGCCUCACCUGUCUGCUGCUAGCCGCGCUCUGCGGCCACCUGGGCGCUGAGCUGGCGAGGGGGCGCGGCCCCAGCAGGUCUGACUGGUUUCUUUAUGACCGUCGUCUCCUCAGACACACGGCCUUUGGCCUCUUCUGCUGUGGGGUCUCUGUCUACUUAGCAGCCUUGUCCAUCUAUGCCUUGCUGCUCUUUGAGAUUGAGACAGGAGCAGCAGCUGCCGCUAUCCUUGGCUCAGGUGCCCUGGUUCUGGUGGCCGCACUGACCCACACUCUGCUCCGGGCCACCAGGGCUACUCGCCGUGGCAUCCAUGAGCUGACUCUGCCACACUGUGAAGAUGACCCUGUCAGCCCCGCUGAAGUCUCCAAGGCCACCCCCACGGCUCAGUCCCAACAGGGUAUCCAUCGCCAGAUCCCCUACUCCUCCUCUUCAGAACCCAGGGAUUCUCCCAGACCUUCGUUUGCUACAGUGGCACCUGCAGUCCUGGGGGGAGGUCUGGAAAGCAGCCUGCCUACACCCCACAUGCACCGGACACCGCCCGCCAGUGGGGGGCACUGGGAAGGGGUCACCCACGAGAUGCGAAGUGCGCUGGGCCACAGGUCAGGGAGCUCAGGGAAGGACUCCACAUUGGUGUGAGUGCAGAGAUCAGUAAGCUGGAGUCAGAAAGCAGGAAAGAGGAUCUUAGAGAAGUCCGGACUCAGCCACAGCAGCAAUAUAAGUUGAUUUCUCAGUUCACAGAAUCCCUGACUUUUGUCUUUAAUGUUGUCUAUGGCACAAGGUGGCUGCCAGGCUCCCCGCCUUUACCUCCUCACUUAGAAGGAAAGGCAGAGGCCAAAGCUGGCUCAGUAUCUUUUUUUCCCCCAAAGAUUUAUUUACUUAUGCAUAUAAGAACUGGGGCGUAAGCCAGGAGUGUGUGUGUGUGUGUGUGUGUGUGUGUGUGUGUGUGGGAGUGAGAGGAUUCACCAGAGAGAGUGGGGAGCAGAACAGGCAGAUGUACUGAAAGACACUGCUGAGGGGAGCAGCAGGCGAGACAGGAGAGGUCUGCUGCGCCAUGUGAGCAUCCCUCUGGCGGGCUGAGGAGCGAACUCAUGCUGCAGUGGCUGGCAAUAGCUUGAUAGCGCUGUCUUUAACCCCUGUGCCACCAGGGAGGCCCUGGCUCAGCAUCUUUUGGAAAUCUUCCUGGGAUGCUUUGUCGCCAUUCUGUUUAUGCUUCACUGGCUAGAACAGAGUCACAUGGCCACACCUCAGUGCAGAGGCAGGAAGUGGGGCUAUUCGGAAUGAAGUUCUGUUUCAACCAGAAGAGGAAGAGAGGGCUUAGCAGUAGUCCUCUAAAUGUCUCUGUCCGCUUCACAGAUGAGGAAACCAGUGCCCCGAGAGGGCCAGUGACUCACCAAGGGGCCCAUGGUCAGUGCUGAGCAUCAGAGUCGAUUUGCAUCUGGGUCCUGGAACCUCCAUGCCACUGACAGUCUCUGCGACUCCUUCUGGGCUGCAAGCUCAGAGUGUUCCAGGGCCUGUGGUCCACCUGGAGGACUGAACCCAGAUUCCUGGCUGUAGACCCAUGGCUUGAGGGCUUUGCCAGUCUGUGCCUGUUUCCUCAUCUAUAAAAUGGGGUUGGACCCUGUUCCUCCUCCUCCAGCUCCCAGGAAUCUCGUGCAAGGCAUGCUGGGGGUCUGUGUGCACAGUAGAUUCUCAGCCAGGGUGCUUGGUAUGAAAAGGUGGGCUGAUGGCAAGUUCCGGUACUCAUGGAACUGAUGAGGCCUGGAAAGAAUAACUGGGAGCCCCAGGGAGCCCUAGGGACCCUGGUCCCAUUCCCAUCCAGUAUGACUCGCAAAUAAACUCAAGCAUUUGCUAA
Molecule: messenger RNA, 2324 nt
Organism: Talpa occidentalis (Iberian mole)
Lineage: Eukaryota; Metazoa; Chordata; Mammalia; Eulipotyphla; Talpidae
Gene: TMEM221
Product: transmembrane protein 221
Exons: 3
Coding region: 233-1108 (291 amino acids)
Source: RefSeq, a predicted model, not a curated record